This is a messenger RNA of Cryptosporidium ubiquitum, 327 nucleotides long. RefSeq lists its product as uncharacterized. Bases 1 to 327 code for a protein of 108 amino acids. The record is from RefSeq and is a predicted model, not a curated record. The transcript has a single exon. Lineage: Eukaryota; Apicomplexa; Conoidasida; Eucoccidiorida; Cryptosporidiidae.
AUGAAUGUAAAUGUAAACAUUGAAAACCGGGCAAAUAUAGUAAUUAAUGAGGAUUCAAUGAAUAAACUAUCUAAAGAGGAACGUGAGAAGAGAGAAAGAGUAAAUAAGGAAAUUACAAAACUCGCUCAGCAGGAGAAGUGGCUAGAGUCUUUCAGACCAAAGAGAGAAGAAAAAAACAGAGUAAAGGUUCAGAUUAAGAAGCAGGCUGUUAAAAUUGUCAAAGAAAAGACUUUGAAAAAGAGAAAGAAAUUGAACCCGAAACUCAUUGAAGAGCUCAAUAAUGAAAUUCAAAGAACAAUAACUUUAUAUAAAAAUAUGGCAGGUUGA